AUGCUGACGCCACUGGAGCGGGUGGGGCCAGUGGGGGCGGUGGCGGUGGAGGUGGAGGCGGCGGAGGGAGUGGGGGUGGCGGUGGAGGUGGUAGUGGGGGGUGGGGGUGCUAGUGGCAGCGGUGGCGGCGGGAGUGGCGGCGGCGGUGGCGGUGGUAGCGGAGGUGGCGGAGGUGGCGGCGGUGGAGGUGGAGGCGGGGGCGGUGGAGGCGGAGGCGGGGGUGGCGGAGGUGGAGGUGGUCGGAGUGGGGCUUCGCAGCGGAGCGGCACUGGUGGCGGUCAGCGCCAACAGCAGCAGCAGCAGCAGCGUUCUCGCGACGUCCCCACCCCUCAGCAGCUCCGUGAGUGGUACUCGUGA
Molecule: messenger RNA, 357 nt
Organism: Closterium sp. NIES-65
Lineage: Eukaryota; Viridiplantae; Streptophyta; Zygnematophyceae; Desmidiales; Closteriaceae
Source: the annotation of a GenBank genome assembly